Messenger RNA from Acaromyces ingoldii, 2468 nucleotides. Its product is annotated as acetyl-CoA synthetase-like protein. Lineage: Eukaryota; Fungi; Basidiomycota; Exobasidiomycetes; Exobasidiales; Cryptobasidiaceae. The transcript has 4 exons. The coding region runs from base 330 to 2357 and encodes 675 amino acids. The record is from RefSeq and is a predicted model, not a curated record. Gene Ontology annotation, molecular function: CoA-ligase activity.
CAACUUUUUCACACAAAUGCUCCUCUCCCUUCGGUGCGACUUUGCUGCGCUUGUUUCGGCUCGGAGAGGUGAAGCCAUCUUUCCGGUCGGGCGGGCGAUUUUUCAGCAGCGCGACGUGAACCCGUCCCCGCACGGGCCGGAUCUGGACAAAAAGGAAAAAGAAGCACGUCUACCUGCAUGGCCGUUGCCGCACAAAUUAAUCGUCCAGAGAGGCUAGUAAGAAGAGAGGGAUUUGACCAGGCCAAUCUUUUGGGCUUGAUUGAUUCCCAACCACAUCCUCAUCAGCGCAAAGAAAGAGAGAGAGACAGAAUCAGCUCGCCGUCCUCAAGAUGCCGAUCGCCUCCAAGCAUCCGGUUCUGCACCUGCCGCCGCCGGACACGACGUUGGCGCGCCUGCUCCUGUCGACAAAGGACCAUGGCCGGCGCACCGCUGAGCCCCUCUUCUAUCCGCCGCCCGCUGGCUCCGUCUUCUCGUCGAAUCGGCCCCAGGCAAAGCCAAUGAGCCUUGGCGAUGUCCGCGAUCGUGCCUAUGCCGUCGCCAAAGGUCUGAUUGACGGUCGCCUCUCUCCAGAGAAGCCCUUCAAGAAGGGUGAUGUUGUCGCCUUCUUUUCAUUGAACCAGCACGACUACACGGCCAACGUCCUGGGUAUUCAGCUCGCCGGCGGUGUCGCCGCGCUAUGCAAUCCAUCGUACAAGGCAAAGGAGCUGGCGCACCAGCUGCGAAUGACGAGCGCGCGCUGCGUCCUGGCAUCCAAUGCUGCUCCUUUCUCGGCUGCAACGGGCCAGAUAGAUACCAAGGCGGAAACUGCGUUCGAUGUCGCAAAGGAAGGGGCUAGGCUAGCGCAGGAAGAGGACGACGAUGACGUAAAGAAGUUUCCGAAAAUUGAAGGACCACUCAGAGUCAUGGUCUUUGAGGAAGGGGCAGGUGAUGACAGCUGGGAGACGAUCUACCGUGGAUACAAGGUAGACGAAGCGCUCAUCAAGCAGGUGGACGAACGGGCAAGCGAACUCAAGGGCAGCGAUACGGCCAUCUACUGCUUCAGCUCGGGCACUUCGGGUCUUCCCAAGGCUGUCAAUUUGACGCAUCGCAAUCUCGUGUCCAACGUGAUCCAAUCCACGUUCCUCUUGCACGAUCGGGUCAACGAGCCACUGGAGCAGGGCCGCGAAUACGCCCCAGACGGGAAGACGGGAUGGUACGACACGGCAGAGCCCAAGGGUGCCGGCCGCGAUGUGCUGCCGGACGGCUACGAGGAAUUCGUCAAGAAGAAGAGAGAAUCUCACUCCAGUGGACAAGGUACAGGUCCGGUUAAAGAGAGCAUCAACAAGCUCGUCGAUGGCAUCAAGAAGCUCAACCCUGCCUCCAAGGAUGAUGACCAGACGGACAGUCUCUACAAGCGAUCAGCAGAAGAUGAGUUCCACAUUGACGUGUUGCCCCAAUUCCACUGCUACGGCCUCGUCGUCAAUCUGGUUGCCUUGCACACUUGCACCCCGCGCAUCAUCCUCCCGCGCUUCCAUCUGGACACAUUCCUUCGCUCCAUCUCCAAGCACGGAGUCACCUUUUCCUUUGUGGUGCCCCCGAUCCUCUUGGCUCUCGCAAAGCAUCCCAGCAUCGACAACUACGACCUGAGCAGCCUUUGGCGUGUCGCUUCGGGCGCUGCCAGCCUACCGACCGAGAUUGCCUUUGGUGUGGCCAAGCGGCUCGGCAUUAGGUGCACAGACGGCUACGGCAUGACAGAGAUGAGCCCAAUCAUCUCCAUUCAGACAGUCAGCAAUCUCAAGGAGAGGAUCGACAGCGUUGGGCGGCUUGCACCGAGCACCGAGGCCAUGAUUCUGGAUCCAAACGGAAAGGAGCUUAAAGUAGGCGAAGCGGGCGAGUUGCUGCUUCGCGGCCCGCAAAUGAUGGCCGGCUACCUGCACAACGAAGAGGCCAACAAGCAGGCAUUUGCCCAGGUGGGCGGCUCGACGUGGCUGCGGACUGGCGAUGUGGCCUUGAUCGACGAAAAGGGCUUCAUCAAAAUCACCGACCGGCUCAAGGAUGUCAUCAAGUCAAAGGGCUUCCAAGUCUCGCCAGCCGAGCUCGAGGGCCUCUUCUACAAGGACGAGUGGAUUCAGGAUGUAGCUGUCACUGGCGUACGAGAUGCUGGAUCGGAGGAGGAAAAGGUGUGGGCGUUUGCUGUGGCACAUCCGCGCGCAGUCGAGGAGGAAGGGGAUGAGGAGAAAAGGGCUAGCACUGUGCUGAAGAAGGUCAACGCUCAGGUGGCAAAUUACAAGAAGGUCCAAGGACUGACAUGGAUCAAUGCACUUCCUAAGAGCGACGCGGGCAAGGUUCUGAAGAAGAACCUGGCGGCGAUGAGAUAGCUCCCAUUCAGAACCCUAUUCCUGGCCCGCCAUUCUUUUCUACGUCCCCUACCCUUUUAAUACUAAUGACACCUAUUCUGUUCUUCCUGCAAUGACCAUGGCUACCGACAA